AUAUCAAGCUUUUACAAAAAGCGAAUACGCCCCCGGUAAACUCACUGUACUUGCUCUCAUAUUCUGGAGAACCGCACAAUGAUGAGCAACGGAUUCGCAAUUACGGGUCAUACACCCACUUGGGAUUCAAGUUUGACGAACACAGAUAGUCAAAGUUACGAUGAAUGUUGGCCGGAUGCUCACCUCUAUCAUCACCAUCAUCAUUUACACCAUCACCAUAUUCACCAACACUCAUCUACAGUAUCUCAAAUGUGGCCUAACCCGCAUAACCAUCAUUCUCAGCAACAAAGUAUAACUCAAAAUGCUCUUACCAGGAGCAGCGGCGGUAGUUCGCAAAAGUCGUCGUCAAUGGCGUCGUCGAAGAAAAUCCGGCGGCGGGUGGCCACGCUGGCGCAACGGCGUGCGGCCAACAUUCGCGAGCGCAGGCGCAUGUACAACCUGAACGAGGCGUUUGACAAGCUCCGGCGCAAAGUGCCCACGUUCGCGUACGAAAAGCGGCUGUCCCGGAUCGAAACGCUCAGGCUGGCCAUCACGUACAUCGGGUUCAUGACCGAACUGCUGCAGUCGACCCCGUCGCACGGUGCGGGCGCCGACGCUGUCCAGUCACCCGCGGCCGCGGCGUACGCUCUGCCGACCCAACACCACGACAUUCCCUACGCGCCUUAUUCGUUGAUUCCACCCGUCUGAGGGAUGAAGGUGCAGAUGUAUAGUGCACACCCCUCCGCGUUAUUUGAUUUUUCGAAAGUUGUUGCGCUGCAAUAUAUUAUUAUAUAAUUUAUUAUGUACAAAACAAUAAUAUUAUGUAUAUGUAUAUACGUGUUGACCGCACGCAAAAAUCUCCAGUUAGUUAAAUUAUAUAUAAAUAUCUGCAGCAGCUGUGAAAUCGAUCUGAACCUGUUGCYAUUAUAGUUAUUGACAUUAUUAUUGCUCCCCAAAUUACCCCCCAUAUUAGAAUACGGAGAGAAUGACGAAAUAAUAUUAUUAAAAAUAUUGUUGUUAUAAUUUAUACGUUUUACGAUAUUUUGAAAAAUGUAUAUGAUAUAUUAUAAAAAAUGAUAUUUUAACUAUAUUUUUGAUACCGGAAUCUGUGCGGGUUACAAAAAAGUCACGCUCUAUCCACCUCUCCGUGUAUGUAUAGGUAUAAACUAUCUGUAGUAAUACAAAAUAUUAACACUYACGA
This is a messenger RNA of Diuraphis noxia (Russian wheat aphid), 1180 nucleotides long. RefSeq lists its product as uncharacterized. Lineage: Eukaryota; Metazoa; Arthropoda; Insecta; Hemiptera; Aphididae. Gene Ontology annotation, molecular function: DNA-binding transcription factor activity, RNA polymerase II-specific; protein dimerization activity; RNA polymerase II transcription regulatory region sequence-specific DNA binding. Gene Ontology annotation, biological process: regulation of transcription by RNA polymerase II; developmental process. The record is from RefSeq and is a predicted model, not a curated record.